UACAUUAAAAGCGAUAAGCUGUUAAGGAUCAACACAAAAUGAAGUCUCUACUCAUGGUCAUUGGUCUGGUGGCAGUUGCCCUGGCAGCUGAAACCGAUGUGACUAAGCCCGUAUUCCAGUACAUCACUACAGCCUCGCCGAUAGUAACAACAUACGAUCCUUACCGGUACUACACCGGCAGGUAUGUCAGGCCUACUGUCGCUUCCGCUGGUCGCUACGACGCAGGGCGCUACGACACUGGUCGUUACGACCCCGGUAAAUACGACCCUAGCAAAUACGACAAAUCAGGUCGUUACACUCCCGACAACACAGGACUGUACAACGGUGACCGUGGCGAUCGCGGCAGUGCUGGCGGUUUUUACAGUGGCUCUUUCGACAAAGGAGGCCCUGGUGGAUUAUAUACCGGUGAUAGCGAUGGCCAAGGCUACACUGGUGCUAACGCAGCGGCUUAUCGUGAGCCAAUCACCACGAGCGCACCCGUGACCACAAGCGCACCCGUGACCACAAGCGCACCCGUGACCACAAGUGCACCCGUGACCACAAGCGCUCCUGUGACAACAAGCGCACCUGUAACUACCAGCGCACCUGUAACUACCAGCGCACCUGUGACUACCAGCGCACCUGUGACUACUGAAGCACCUACAACCACAAGCGCACCCAUAACUACAGCUGCUCCAACGACAUCGGCUCCCACUACCAUCAAAUUUGUUAGCUCUACACCCUUAUACGUUAAGCCCAAACCCACAUUUGUUCCAUACGUUCCAGCUCCUAUUGUUACGAAGUAUAAUCCUGAUACUUAUGAUUACAAAUACGGUAUCAUCCGUUGGGAAAGCGAUGUCCUCCCGGAAGGUUAUCAUUACCUUUAUGAGACUGAGAACAAAAUCCUCGCGGAGGAAGCUGGAAAGAUUGAGCAGAUCGAUAAUACUAGCAGUGGAAUGAGAGCUAAGGGUUUCUUCGAAUAUGUGGGACCUGAUGGUGUCACCUACCGAGUAGACUACACCGCUGACGAGCGUGGUUUCUUACCCAGCGGCGCACAUUUGCCUUAAUUAAUAUUUUGCUGUUUAUGUUUUUCAAAAUACUCAUUGUUAAAAUAUUUUAAUAUUUUUGUUUCAAAGUUAUAAAUAUAGGUUCAUAAAUGUAUAA
Vanessa tameamea is the source of this 1143-nucleotide messenger RNA. RefSeq names its product larval cuticle protein LCP-30-like. Bases 39 to 1046 code for a protein of 335 amino acids. The record is from RefSeq and is a predicted model, not a curated record. The transcript is spliced from 5 exons. Lineage: Eukaryota; Metazoa; Arthropoda; Insecta; Lepidoptera; Nymphalidae.